Schistocerca gregaria is the source of this 4491-nucleotide messenger RNA. RefSeq names its product UDP-glucosyltransferase 2-like. The transcript has 7 exons. Gene Ontology annotation, molecular function: UDP-glycosyltransferase activity. The coding region runs from base 98 to 1690 and encodes 530 amino acids. Lineage: Eukaryota; Metazoa; Arthropoda; Insecta; Orthoptera; Acrididae. The record is from RefSeq and is a predicted model, not a curated record.
GCAGACCGCCAGCGGAAAACGAUCUCGCGAGACACGCAGAGUGCGAGCAGCUUGUGUUCGCUGCAGCCGCCGGUGGGGGUGAGCACCGAAAGCGAUUAUGCGGCUGUUGGGCCUGCUGGUGUGUUCGGCUGCGCUGCUGGCGGCGGCGGCGCCCGUCUGCCGGGCUGCGCGCAUCCUGGGCCUGUUCCACUUCCAGGGCCGCAGCCACUGGGCCAUGGUGGAGCCGCUGCUGCAGCAGCUCGCCGCCAGGGGGCACAACCUCACCGUCGUGUCGCACUUCCCGCAGAAGAGCCCGCCGCCCAACUACCGCGACGUCAGCAUCCGCGGCUCGGUGCCCACCAUCGUCAACAACCUCACCGUCGACUUCGUGCGCAGCCUCAAUGUGGUGUUCUUCAUGUGGCAGAACACCUACGACUACUGCGAGAACAUCUUCGAACAUCCCGGUCUGACCGAAAUCUUGACGACGAACGACAAGUACGAUCUCAUAAUAACGCAGGUGUUCGGGGCGGACUGCUUCGCCGGCUUCCUGCACCGCUUCCGGGGCACGCCCGUGGUCAGCCUGACGACGAGCGUGAUGCUGCCCUGGAGCAACACGCGCAUGGCCAACCCGGACCACCCCGCCUACAUCCCCAACUACUACCUGCCGUACGGGCCGCGCAUGACCUUCACCGAGCGCCUCGUCAACACAGUCGCCACGGUCGCCACCAGCGUCGGCUUCGAAUACUACUCCGCCAGCCUGGUCGACAGCCUCAACAGGCGAUAUUUCGGCAAGGGGAUUCCCAGGACGGCGGAUCUGGUGACGAACACGAACCUGAUGCUGGUGAACAGCCACUUCAGCAUCAACCACGCGCGGCCCUUCCUCCCCAACGUAGUGGAAGUCGGCGGAAUGCACAUCCCCAGCAAACCUAAGAAACUGCCCGAUGAUAUGAAGCGGUUCUUGGACGGGGCCCCGGAAGACGUGGGCGCCGUGCUGUUUACGUUCGGGUCGCUGGUGCGGACGGAGACGAUGCCGCUGCAGAAACUGGUGGCCUUCGUAGCGGCAUUCAGACAGCUGGCCCCGCAGCGCUUCAUAUGGAAGGUGGACGCGUCUGCCCUCGCCGAACUGGGGCUCACCGUCCCCGACAACGUUUACACGGCCAACUGGGUGCCGCAGUUCGACGUGCUCAGUCACCACAAGUUGCGGGCGUUCAUCUCCCACGGCGGCCUCAUGGGGACGCUGGAGGCGGUGCACUGCGGAGUGCCGGUGCUCGGGAUCCCGCUGUUCGCCGACCAGAAGCUCAACGUGCCCAACAUGGUGCGCCACGGCGUCGCCAUGCAGUUCGAGCUGGACUACGUUAACACCGACCUGCUCGUCUACGCGCUGCGGAGGAUCACCGCGCCCGGUUCCAAGUACCGGCUGCGCGCCAGAGAGCUGUCGUGGCAGUUCCGCGACCGGCCGCGGACGCCGCUGGAGGAGGCGGUGUACUGGACGGAGUACGUGAUGCGGCACCGCGGCGCGCCGCACAUGCGGCCUGCCUCGCUGCGGCUCAGCUGGUACCAGUACCUGCUGCUCGACGUGCUCGCCUUCAUCGCCUGCACCUUCUGCCUCACCACCACGCUCACCUGGAUCCUCCUCAAAAACUGCCUGUGCACUCAAAGUCAGAGGAAGCGCAAGAGGUCGCGGAUCGAUAGGCGGUUCAGAGCCACCUGAGUGACCGCGUACUGGGCCGACACCGUCCCCCAAAGUGUUGCCCGACCUGUGACGUGCUGUUUGUAUACCUGGCUGAAUACUAGCUCGUAGUGGGAAUCUCUUAGUCCUUGGCUUCUGGAGACAUUUUUCAUUGGUGAAUAUCUAGAAACUGCCAUUAAUGAAUUAGUAGGUAAUCGAGAGCUUCUGUAAAGUUUGGAAGGUAGGAGACGGAUACUGGCAGAAGUAAAGCUGUGAGUACCGGGCGUGAAUCGUGCUUCGGUAGCUCAGAUGGUAGAGCGCUUGCCCGUGAAAGGCAAAGGUCCCGAGUUCGAGUCUCGGUCGGGCACACAGUUUUAAUCUGCCAGGAAGUUUCACAUCAGCGCACACUCCGCUGCAGAGUGAAAAUCUCAUUCUGGAAACAUCCCCCAGGCUGCGGCUAAGCUAUGUCUCCGCAAUAUCCUUUCUUUCAGGAGUGCAGGUUCUGCAAGGUUCGCAGGAGAGCUUCUGUAAAGUUUGGAAGGUAGGAGACGGAUACUGGCAGAAGUAAAGCUGUGAGUACCGGGCAUGAGUCGUGCUUCGGUAGCUCAGAUGGUAGAGCGCUUGCCCGCGGAAGGCAAAGGUCCCGAGUUCGAGUCUCGGUCGGACACACAGUUUUAAUCUGCCAGGAAGUUUCAUAGUAGGUAAUUGCUUACCUCCGUUAUAGAGCAUUUUCCUACAAGUUCCACUAUACAAGUUGACUGAUUACUCAGGAAAAUACAUCGCGCGUAGAGAUACACACACACACACGCAGUUAUAAGAGCAAAAUUGUUUUUGUCGUGUUACUGUGCCAAAAAAUGGCAAAGUAGUUGAAUUUCUUGACAUGGAGAAAGGUGAAGGGACCUUUUGAAUGUUUUCGUGUGCCUGUGAAAGCUAGAAGGAAACAUCGACAAGACUGCACUACUUGCGCGCGCUGUAGCUGUCUUUGAAGGCGGCUCUUCGUGUUUACAGCUGAAACGUCCCGUGACCUGCCACUGCCUACACACACUGCAGUAUCGGAAACGUGUGGCUCACAUUUCAUUAUACGACUGCUUUUCCUCAGGGUUAAAAUAAAUUAUUUCCAGAUCUUGCCAGCGCUAGCUGAUACAUAGCAGGACUUUGAUGUAUGAACAGAUACAUCUAUCUGAAAGGAACGUAUUCAGAUUAUGGGAGUCUACAGCUGUUAAGUGUCUGUCUUGUGUUAACAGCAAGUCCAGAAUGAGAGGCACAACAACGGAACUUGGCGCCUAUUUUUUUUUAACUGGCUUUCGAUACGUUCCCUUACAGCCAUACCAACAGUGGAGUCAUUUACAAUGAUACAAACGUUAAGAUAAGACAACACUCAGUCCCCGAGCAGAGACAAUCUCCGUUUCUUGUCAUCUCGUGCAUAUCGACAUGUGGUCACGGACUACUUUUCCUUAUUUAUGACUCACACUCCAGAGAAUCUACACGUCAAGGCAGGCUUUUCCAAUAACUUAAGUUGCCACAGACGUCUACAGUUAUCUUCUUUCACUCCACCGCCAACAUUUGUAGCUGUUUUUAUCUGGCUAUCAGAUGGUGCUGUAAUGCGUGAGAAAAAUACUUAGCUACUUUUACAUCACAGCCCAGGUUUCGUCAUUCAAACCACUUGCUUAUCAUCUACUUUUCACGUAGUAAAAAUAAAACGAUGAAUUACACUAACGCCUUAUACUUCAAUUAAUUUCUACAAUGAGGAAAAGCCAAAUCACACGCACGAGAUGGCGUGUAGGAAGCGUUGGUAGCUUCGUGUAGAAUCUGGGCCUACCGAAAGUGGCGCUCAACACUGUUCACGUUCCAGUUAUUAGCGUCGCAUUGGUAUGAUGCCAACUCGUGACGCUCGACAUUAAGCAGUAAAGAUUUCAGCGUUCUGGUGUAGCACGUUGGUUCGCUCUGUGAUGAAGUGUACGUUACUUAUCGUUGUUUACACUCUAUAAAUGGUUAUUAAUGUUCAAAAUUCCGACUUCGUCGUGAUUUGGAGUCAUUAACUGUAAGUCUGGGCAAGUCAGUCCAGACGUCGGAGUAGUACUAAAAUCACUGAGCACUGCAAAUAACAAACCGCCAACCAUUGGCCUGUAUCAUUAUGACAUCAUACAGAUUCAAAUUUGGUAGCGAACGGUGCACUCUGAAAUCUGUUAUGUUCGUACAUGUCCGCCGAAGCACAACUUCCUGUAUCGAGAGAACGCCCGUGGUCCACGAUCGCCUCGUGUUUUUAUUACUGCAGUCGGCUGCACACUUUCUGUUUCGUAUUCCUUGCCUUACGUUUUGCAGUUCUCCCUUGGAAAUCAACUGUAAAAUCAUAUCUAGGCCAACAAUAAUUACACACUACACGCACGGUUGUCAACUGAAGCAACUUGAGCAUUUUCUUCAGUGAAUGGUGGCGCGUAUACGUCAUCACCUAUCGAAAGCAAAUCUGUCAGUUUUGUUAGUCGAUGACGGGGACGUAUUGUAACUGACGGAAUCACUGCUUCGCAAACAUUAUGAAAACCGAAUUACGGUGAACAAAGUUGAAAGUUGAAUGAGAAUUCAGAGAGGGAAAAUAACGGAAUCGAUGCUGCCAAACGUGCCUCCUCCUCCAGGCACGCUCAGCUCUCCUCCAAAGUCCAUGUCCACAUUAGUAACAAUCUCCAUAAAUAUCACUUAAGUAGAAGAUGGAUGCUCUCAGUGUUGAACAGCCUAGAUUCCAGUGUUUUUUUUUUUUUUUUUUUUUUGCUGUUAAAUAAUCUAAGUGAUUGUUAUUGUAUAGUAUUUAUUUAAUUAGACUGUAAGGUAAUAAAAUACAUUUCUCUUAA